UGGGAGCAGCGUCUGGGUGACCCUUGGCCCCCCCGGUUGGGGCGCAGCACACGGCGCGGCUGUGGCACGGGGACGGGGGCCGGUCAGUGGCGCGUGCCCCGGCCCCCCCAUCGGCACCGCGCGGCCCCAGCUCCGCCGGGGACCCCCCCCUGCGCCGAUCCGGCCCCAUGGGCCCCCCUGGGCUCCUCCUGGGCGUCCUGGGGCUGCUGGCUCUGGGGGCCGGGGGGGGGCCCGGGUCGCUGCCCGAGGACGCGGCGCAGGAACACGGCUACUACCUGCAGCAGCUGUUCGGGCAGUACGGGGCCAACGGGACGCUGCCCUUCGAGGGGCUGGCGCGGCUGCUGGGCAGCCUGGGGCUGGGCCGGGUGCGCGUGGUGCAGAUCCAGCACGAGGAGCUGGGCCACGGCCACGUCAGCCACCUCGACCUGCUGGAGGUGCAGGAGGAGAAGCACCGGCACCGACACCCCGUCUGGGAACACGGCGGGGACCUGGCACCCAGCGCCCCGCCGCCCACCCGCCCCCCCAGCCCCUGGCCCUCCCGGACGGAAAGCUGGACGAAGGCAGCGCCCACCAAGCCCCCCGGUGCCGGGGUCACCCCUGGGAGCCGCGGGGCCCCCCUGCCCCCCCGGCGGGACCAGCCCGGCCUGAGCCUGCUGGGGAGGGUGCUGGGCUUGGAGCACUCCAGCGCCGACCACCCGCACGACGAUUGCCUCAACGUCACCCAGCUGCUGGUGAAUUUUGGGCUGGACUCGGUGUCCCAGCUGACGCCGGAGCAGUUCACCCUCCUCUGCCCGGCCCUGCUCUACCAGAUCGACAGCCGCGUCUGCAUCCAGCACAGCGAUGAGGUGACGCUGCCUCCCCCGGGGGGGGCCCUGUGGCCAGCGCUGGGCUGGGGGCUCCUGGCCGUCACCUUCGUCAGCCUGCCCUCCGCCCUGGCUGUCGUCCUCGUCCCGCUGCUGAGCCGUGGCUUCUUCCGCUCGCUGCUGGCCUUCCUGGUGGCGCUGGCCGUGGGGACGCUCUGCGGGGACGCCCUGCUCCACCUCUGGCCCCACGCCCAGGGGAGGCACCAGGAGAUGCCGGUGGAGCUGGGGACCGCGGUGCUGCAGGGGCUGGCGGCGCUGGGGGGCAUCUACCUGCUCUUCCUGGUGCAGCUGCUCCUGGGGAUGCUGCGGCGGAGCCGGGAGGCCACGGGACGCUCCGCUGGAGAGACCCCCGACGUGGCCGCGGGGGUCCUGGCGUCGCUGCGAGGAGGGGCCGAGCUGCGACACCUGACGGCACCGGAGCUGGAGCCCCACAGACCCCCCCACAGACCCCCCCACGGACACUCCCACGGACACUCCCACGGACACUCCCACGGCCCCACGCUGCCCCCCAGCCCCGGGGCCACUGACAUCGUCUGGAUGGUGGUGCUGGGGGACGGGAUCCACAACCUGACGGACGGGCUGGCCAUCGGCGCUGCCUUCUCCCACAGCCUCUCCAGCGGCCUCAGCACCGCGCUGGCCGUGCUCUGCCACGAGCUGCCCCACGAGCUGGGGGACCUGGCGGUGCUGCUGCGGGCGGGCACGGCCCCCCGCACCAUCCUGCUCCUCAACCUGCUCUCGGCCCUGCUCUCCUGCCUGGGGGCAGCGGCGGGGGCGGCCGUGGGGCAGAGCGCGUCCCACCUCACCCCCUGGAUCCUCACCGCCACCGCCGGCGUCUUCCUCUACGUGGCCCUGGCCGACAUGCUCCCCGAGGUGCUGCGGGGCGCCGAGGGCCCCGGCGAGGGCACCUGGGGCCGCUUCCUCCUGCAGAACGUGGGGUUCCUGCUGGGCAGCGGCAUCAUGCUGGGCAUCGCCCUGGCCGAGGGGCACGUCCGAGCCUGGCUGCAGCCCUGAGCAGCCCCGGGGCUCGGUCCUGCUCCCCCCCCCGCCACCCACCGGAGCGGGGAAGCGCAUCUGGAGCCAGCAACGGCCGAGCCGGGAGGACGGCGGGAGCCCCCGACGUGCCCCGAGGACUGGACUUCCUCCCCUCCUCCUGAGACCCCCAGCAGCAGCCGCUGUCCCCCGGAGUCUCCGUGGCUCAGCCCUGCGCAGCCCCCCCGGCCCCUCGCCCCAGGGGUCCCCUCGCCGCCCGGCUCCUCUCCCGGGGGACCGGGGCACCCCGGUGCGGGAUGGCAGCGGGGGGGUGCACGCCCGGCUCCGGGGACGAGGUCGAGCGCGUUUCCCCUUCCCGCUCCCCCUGGACCGGCCGUCAGCAGAAAAAGGACGACAGGCCGUAGAAGCAAUAGCAUUUUAAUAAACAUAAUUGAUUCAAAGCCACAAUAUGAAUAACA
This is a messenger RNA of Grus americana (Whooping crane), 2311 nucleotides long. RefSeq names its product solute carrier family 39 member 5 (gene SLC39A5). Gene Ontology annotation, molecular function: zinc ion transmembrane transporter activity. Lineage: Eukaryota; Metazoa; Chordata; Aves; Gruiformes; Gruidae. Gene Ontology annotation, biological process: zinc ion import across plasma membrane; BMP signaling pathway; intracellular zinc ion homeostasis. Gene Ontology annotation, cellular component: membrane. The coding region runs from base 168 to 1874 and encodes 568 amino acids. The record is from RefSeq and is a predicted model, not a curated record. The transcript is spliced from 11 exons.